CGCUUUUCCUGCUUUGUGCGUAUGUCAAGAUGGCUGCCUCCAUAUUGAACGUGUUGCUGAGGCGCCUUCCUAGCAUUUCGCCCUUCAGAGGUGCCUACGGAGUUCAGGUUCCCCUCCAGACUCUUUGCACCAAAGCCCCCCCUGAGGACGAUUCUUUGCCCCCAGUUCCUGUUUCCCCUUAUAAGGAUGAACCCUGGAAAUAUCUGGACUCAGAAGAAUACCAGAACCGCUAUGGUUCUCGCCCUGUCUGGGCUGACUACCGUCGCAACCACAAAGGUGGAAUACCCCCACAGCGGACUCGAAAGACAUGUAUUCGUGGAAAUAAAAUUGCUGGGAAUCCCUGCCCCAUCUGCCGGGAUCAGAAGUUGCACGUUGACUUUAGGAACGUGAAGCUCUUGGAACAGUUUGUCUGCGCCCACACGGGUAUCAUCUUCCAUGCUCCAUAUACAGGGGUCUGUAUGAAGCAACACAAGAAGUUGACCCAGGCCAUCCAGAAAGCCAGGGAUCAUGGUCUCCUCAGUUACCACAUUCCCCAGGUUGAACCCCGGGACCCUGACUUCAGUACCUCUCAUGGAGCUGUGAGUGCCACUCCGCCAGCUCCCACUCUGGUUUCAGGUGACCCCUGGUACCCAUGGUACAGCUGGAAACAGCCACCAGAGAGAGAGCUGUCCCGCCUUCGUCGGCUGUACCAGGGCCAUCUCCGAGAAGAAAGUGGCCCUCCGCCUGAGUCAAUGCCCAAGGCGCCCCUCACAGCCCCAGUUGAAGCCUCCUCCACUGAGCAGGCGGGCCCCCAAACUGCUCUGUAGGAGCUGUAGACUAGGAAGGGAGCCGGAGGGUCCCUUACACAGUAUUUCACCCUGAAGAGCUGUCUACAUUGUGGCCAGUGGCAGGCCCAGGGCCAGAGAAAGGAAAUGAUUGUUGGUGAAAGGGAUAAAUACAUCCGAGGCUGAGGGAGGGCAGUACAGAUGUGUAUCAGAAGCCCCAGCCCCUAUAUGUUGUCAAUAGAUGGGCUAUACAUUCUGCUACUGUUUCAGACCUGUGCCAACUGGGUUUUUCCACAAUAAAGCUGUAUCCUGUC
Balaenoptera ricei (Rice's whale) is the source of this 1078-nucleotide messenger RNA. It is a transcript of the gene MRPS18B, whose product is annotated as mitochondrial ribosomal protein S18B. The transcript has 7 exons. Gene Ontology annotation, biological process: mitochondrial translation. The record is from RefSeq and is a predicted model, not a curated record. NCBI's taxonomy places the organism in Eukaryota, Metazoa, Chordata, Mammalia, Artiodactyla, Balaenopteridae. Gene Ontology annotation, cellular component: mitochondrion; ribosome. Bases 30 to 806 code for a protein of 258 amino acids. Gene Ontology annotation, molecular function: structural constituent of ribosome.